Messenger RNA from Exophiala viscosa, 1286 nucleotides. RefSeq lists its product as uncharacterized. The transcript has a single exon. NCBI's taxonomy places the organism in Eukaryota, Fungi, Ascomycota, Eurotiomycetes, Chaetothyriales, Herpotrichiellaceae. The record is from RefSeq and is a predicted model, not a curated record. Bases 179 to 1162 code for a protein of 327 amino acids.
CGCCAUGCUUGGUAGGGCCGUAUGCCGUGGGGCCAUACCCCGAUAGGUAAUUACCUGCCAGGAAAUGCUGGCUGUGAAUCCAUACAAGGUAUAAACACUAGUAUCUGCACUGACAACUGCAAUUAAAUCGACUUCGCAAGCAAGAUUGGGUCGGGCCUAGACGGUAAGGAUCAUCACGAUGGGCUCCUACACUCCCAUUCACGACCAAGAGAUACACACAAUUCACAUCCCCGAAGAUGUACGAAAGUCAGGCAAACCGACCCUCGAGUUGAUCGGCGAGGCCGCCGCCUUUUUACACAAAGAUGGCAUCAUCGUGCUCGACAAUGCCAUUGACAAAGAACACGUCGAUACCCUGAAUGCCCAGCUCUCUGCCGAGGCACUUGAGGUCGCCAACGACCCCGACCAUCACUUCAACUUUGGCAAGCACACGCGCAACAUGGACCAGGCUCCUCCGCCCACCAGGGAGCUCAUGUUCAAAGACAUAUGGUGCAACCCAUCUGCUGCGGCCGUUCUAGCUGCCGUCCUCGGACCUCGCCCCGUGAUUCACUACGCCAACGGCAACACCGCGCUCAAGGCCCCUCCCCACGGUCGCCAGCCUGUACAUUCGGACUGCGAAUUCGCGCACCCGGCAUAUUUCCCGUUCGCGUAUGUGGUCAACAUCAGCCUCGUGGACGUGACGCCCCAGAACGGCGGGACAGAAGUGUGGAUAGGCUCGCACCACGUUAGCGUGCAGGAGGCGCACAACCCGACUGCUGACACCGAGCAACUCCUCACGAUCAAGCAGGACCUCGUCGAGCAGCGGCGCAAGCACUCACCGCCCGUUCAGGCCUCCACGAAACGUGGCAGCUUGGUCAUUCGAGACUUGAGGCUGUGGCAUGCGGGAAUGCCGAAUCUGACGGACGAGCCACGCGUGAUGUUGGCUUUCGUAGCGUCGCCGGCGUGGUGGCAGGGCCGAAGCCAGAUUUUGCUCCCUAAGGACGUUAAGGACUUGGUGGAAGAGUGGUCCGACGAGCUGGGCUAUGAUGCUGUCUACGUUGAUGGCGUCGUGGACCAUAAGAAGCUCAGGAGUGCGGGCGUGGACUUCGGCUCCAAGAGUAAAGUCAUGGAGAAGUACGAGGACGAGUUGAGUCGGUGGCCAGACUACACUCCCCGCUGGUAUUGAUGGCAUCUGGGGUUGAAAAGCACGUUGAAUCCAUCGAUUGAAAUGUUCGUUGUAAAUGAUGGUGAGGUGAACGACAUUGUCUGACACUGAAUCAGCAGCAUCCGCAUUCUUAUCGUGUCCAAAU